CACGCAACACAUUAACAACAUUUCCAUUUUAAACGGUCACUAUUCAAAACGCAAUCGAAAAAUUGCGCUUACUCAUGCUAAUCAUACCCUGGGGCGGAACAUAUUUGACAAUUUUUUCAGACUUCAUUCAUUUGCAGACAACUUCUGUGCGUAUUCAAAUUAGUAAGUUGGCUAGAGGCCACGAACAACUUACUGCACCGUCUGGAGGCGUGUUUAAUAUCAAACUGAAAGCAACUUCAGCGGCCCAGAUGCAAAACGGACAUAGAAGAGAGGGCAGGAAAUAAAAUUGCCAUCAACGACUCUGCUACGUUUGCCAAAUUGAAAUUUGAGAACAGCCUAGAAUUUAACAGUUGUGUGCAUAAUAUAGCUUAUUCGCAAUAAUGUAUCGACAGCGGGAUGAGAUUGAGCUGGAGAAGAGUGUCCGGCGACUGAGAGAGAAGUUCCACGGGAAGAUUCCCAUCGACAAAGCAACUGUGCUCAUGCAUCGCUAUUGCAACAACCACCAGCUUGCGGCCAAGGAUAUCAUUCUGAUGAAAGACAGAGACCUGGAUGCGGAGGACAGAAUGAGCCUGAACGAUGCCGCAGUUAGGAAUGUGGUGCAGAGACUGGAGGCAGAGGAGCAGGAACAGUCUGCACGCCCUCGCUCACACCCCCAGCCUGCUCCUGGUGGUCCGAGACCGAUACAGGAGGACAGAGAGAUUCAGGCUCUCGCGGCGCGGCUGAAGACCUUGCCGCUGACGGAGGAGAACCUGCGCAUGUUCGAUCAGGCGCAGAACAGCCACGCCCCCUCAGAGCUGCACCAGUUCGCCUGCCAGUCCUGCGACUCGGACUGGUGGCGUAGGGUUCCCGAGAGGAAGAGGGUGUCACGCUGUCGAAAGUGCAAACGGAAGUAUGAUCCCGUCCCAGCGCACAAAAUGUGGGGGAUUGCCGAAUUUCACUGCCCCACCUGUCAUCGUGUCUUCAGGGGGUUUGGCCGUAUGGAUGUGGGGUCUCCCUGCUACUCCUGCCGUUCCCUCGUCACACCGAUGCGAAUCCUGCCCCCGCGACGGAGACAGAGCGGAAUGGGGCUUCAAAGACAAAAUCCCCACAGCUGUCUGGCUGAGGACUGCUACAACCGACAGGAGCCCCACGUCCCGGGGACAGAGUGCGUCCACCCCCGCAGUCGCAUGAAGAAUCGCAAGCCGCGCGUGGUGAACCCCAGCCCCGCCCACGUGAGCACGGGGUCCACGGUCAACACCUGUCUGAGCCAGGGCAGCAUCUUGGACAUCGACGAGCUGAUCCUGGAGGACAUCCGAGAGGAGGAAGAAGAAGAGGAAGAGGAGGAGGAGGACCAACGCCGCAGCUAUAGUGACAGCAGCUCAAACUGAAGCCGCCCCUUUUUAAAGUCAAUUUAUGGACAGCAGCCCUGCACCAAUCCAGAGUCCAGGGCCACUGUACCGAUAAGAAUACAGAAGCGACGCACCAAUCAGGAUACCGGACUCGCUGAUGAAAACACAGCGAGUCCUGCCUGAUGGCCGGUGUGUGUACGUGGAGCUCCUCGCUCAGGUGAACUGCAUAGCCUGCGGUUAGCAGUGGGGUCGUCAGGCUGUGCAGCAAGCUCCUCCCUUUCCUGUUGUUUUGCAUCCUGCCCGCACCUUGUAGGCAUUCUGGUGAGAUGUACACCUUUUACAGUUUUACACAACCUUAUUAAUAUUGUGAUCAAUACAAUAAUUUGAGCUUUCA
Molecule: messenger RNA, 1722 nt
Organism: Anguilla anguilla (European eel)
Lineage: Eukaryota; Metazoa; Chordata; Actinopteri; Anguilliformes; Anguillidae
Gene: shfl
Product: shiftless antiviral inhibitor of ribosomal frameshifting
Exons: 9
Coding region: 381-1367 (328 amino acids)
Biological process (GO): innate immune response; viral translational frameshifting
Molecular function (GO): ribosome binding; sequence-specific mRNA binding
Source: RefSeq, a predicted model, not a curated record